Messenger RNA from Cariama cristata (Red-legged seriema), 343 nucleotides. RefSeq names its product ret finger protein-like 4A. The transcript has a single exon. Lineage: Eukaryota; Metazoa; Chordata; Aves; Cariamiformes; Cariamidae. The record is from RefSeq and is a predicted model, not a curated record. Gene Ontology annotation, molecular function: protein binding. The annotation marks the transcript as partial.
GAGAAGAGAUUUGAUUCCCACACUUUCGUGUUGGCAAAGGAAGGAUACUCAUCUGGGAGACACUACUGGGAAGUAGAUGUCGGCACAAGAAGAAGCUGGGCCUUGGGUAUUGCCCGGGAAUCUGUGACUCGCAAAGGGACAUUGACUCUGUCCCCUAAGUAUGGCUUCUGGGUCAUAGGGUUUGCAGAUGGGCGAGAGUGUUGGGCCCACACGGAUCCCUGGAUCCGUUUGAGUGUGAGUGGGAAGCUGCAAAAGAUUGGGAUCUUCCUGGACGUCUCAGCCAAGCAGCUGUCAUUUUACAAUGUCCAUAAGAAAACAGCUCUGUACACUUUCACCUUGGGAG